AUGUCAUUUAAACCCUUUGUGUUGAUAGACGUACCUCCUCCGAACCUAAGUAAGCGGAGGUCUAUCUUAGAAAAAGAUUUAACAGGUUAUGAAAGAUAUUUCGAAGACCAUCAAAUGAAGACGCGUACAUCCAAUAAUACCCUUGCAGGUGUUGGAAUUUUAGAUAAAGCCGAAUGCAUUAAUAUAUUGACAAAGAUCCCUAUUAAACACAAGACUGAAAUAGAAUCAUUAAAAGAACUUUAUAAAAGCCAAUAUUCACAAUGGCAUAUUGAACUAAAGACCGGCUUUAACCUUUUAUUCUAUGGAUAUGGAUCAAAAAAGAAAUUACUUGAAGAGUUUUCAGAAGCCUAUCUUAAAGAUCGACCACUCCUUGUAAUUAAUGGAUUUCUUUCAAAGUUAAAGAUUAAAGAAAUCUUUUUACAAGUUAUUAAUGGAAUUAAUAUGGGUGUGAAACCAGGGUCACGUGAACCACUGGAGAAACUGACGGAAUUAAUUAGAGAGUAUUUUUCCGAUCCAGACCGGAAAGUUAAAAAUUUAUAUAUUAUGAUCCAUAACAUUGAUGGACAAGGUCUUCGUACGUUGCAAAUACAAAAUUGCCUUAGCAUACUCGCAGCAAGUCCCAAUAUUUACUUUAUUGCAUCCACUGAUCAUAUCAACGCGACGUUACUUUUUGAUCAAGAUCGAGCGACCAAGUUUAAUUGGAUUUGGCAUGAUAUUACUACAUUCAGCUAUUAUGAAGUAGAACCAACAUUUGAAGAUGGUCCAAAAGUGAAAAGACGUAAACAAGAAUUAAAUAUAAAAGUUGUUCAAAGUGUAUUAUCUACAUGGAAUACGAACAGACGUCGAAUGUUUAAAAUCCUGGCGAAACAUCAAAUUCAAGCUAAUUUACAUCAACAGAAGAAAACUCGCCAAGGAAAAGGUGAAGCCAUGAAGUCUGAAGAUAUUGGUAUGGAACAUGAUGCAUUUUAUAAAGCAUGUAAAGCAGACUUUUGUAUUCGCACCGAUGGGGAUUUCAACAAAUUUUUAUCAGACUUUCGUAAUCAUGAAAUUAUUCAAAGUCUUCAAUCUAAAAAUGGAAAUAAUAUCUAUUUUAUUCCUAUGGAAACCGAGGAUUUGAAAAA
Molecule: messenger RNA, 1121 nt
Organism: Dentiscutata erythropus
Lineage: Eukaryota; Fungi; Glomeromycota; Glomeromycetes; Diversisporales; Gigasporaceae
Source: the annotation of a GenBank genome assembly